Molecule: messenger RNA, 2073 nt
Organism: Vairimorpha ceranae
Lineage: Eukaryota; Fungi; Microsporidia; Nosematidae
Product: ubiquitin fusion degradation protein 2
Exons: 1
Coding region: 1-2073 (690 amino acids)
Biological process (GO): protein polyubiquitination
Cellular component (GO): cytoplasm; ubiquitin ligase complex; nucleus
Molecular function (GO): ubiquitin-ubiquitin ligase activity
Source: RefSeq, a predicted model, not a curated record
AUGCUACAUAAAGAAAAUACAAGCAGUCAAGAAAUUUCUAGAAAGGACUUUUUUUAUUCUUUAGAUUUUGAUUAUGACGAUGGAGAUAAAAUUGACAUUGAAGAGUGUGAAAAUCUUUUUGUAUAUUUUUUAGAGAUCUCAAAGGAUCCUUUUCUUAUAAUUUUACAAAGAUUUAAAAGUCAUUUUUCUGAAAUGCAUAAAUCAUUUUUAAUAGAAAAAAUUGAGACUUUUGAGAUGCAUGAACAUCAUUUUGAUUACAUUGUCAAUCAUUCGUCUUUUGAUUCAUUAGAUCUUUUAACAUCGCUAUCAACCGAUUUUUAUAAGCCAUUUUGUAAAUAUUUAGUUUCUAAAAGACAUUAUUUUUUUCUUGAAAAUAUUUCAGAAUAUCCUCAAAUUUUAGAGAUAUUCACUGAUAUUAAAUUCUGGUCACCAGUUCCUUGGUUUGUUUUAGAUGAGGAUCGAAUUGAUUUGGUGUAUGUAAUCAUAAAAAAAAUGAUAUGCAAUAAUUUGAAAAUAAAAGAAAAUUUUAUUUCUUGCAUAAAGGAAAUAAUAAAAAAUAAUCAAGAUAGGAAUAAAAUGUUUCACGAAAAAGGAAAUGUUAUAAGUGAUAAAGAAGCUUAUUAUUACAAUUUACUAAUUAAUAAAUUUUUAGAUACUAUAAUUUCUAGAAAUUUAAAGAUAUCUAAAGACAAGGAUUCUUUCACUAAUUUUGUCAUCUUGAGUAAAAUUGAAAUAUUUAGAAUAAGUUACAUUAAAAUGAUAGAAGAAAGGAAAUUAUUAAAAAUGGAAGAUGAAAAUACUGAUGAAAUUGAUAAAAUACUAAAAAAUAUUGUAGAUGAAAAAAGAUUUGGAGAAUAUUUAGGAUUAAUGAUUUGUGAAAAUAAAAAUGAAUUUUUGACUGAAGGUGAUGAUGAAUUGAAUCAAUUUAUUCACUAUAAGACUGUUGGUGCGGUAUAUUUAUAUAUUUACGAAUUUUUUACACCUGAUGUGGGUGUUCUUACUUUUUUAUUUCAGUUUGAUAUUUUUAAACAGCAAAUUUUAAGAAUAUUGAUUCAUAACUCAGAUCUUAUUAAGUUUAGUUUAUUAAACAGCAUUAUUGACUAUUACAAUAAAGUACAAAAAGAAGGUCAUAAAAUCGAAAUAAGACAUCUUGUAAAUUUAAUAUUAGUAGAGAAGUCAACCUUCUCUCUAAAAAUCUGUUUAAAAAAUAUAAAAUUUAUAAAUUAUCUUAUGAGUGAUUUUGAAUAUUGUCUUAGUAACGGGCUUAUAGGCAUUUGUGAAAUCAAUGAAGUUCUUAAGAAAACUGCAAAUAUAAAGAAUUCUUAUGAAAAUUUAGAACUACUUAAAGACCUUUCAUUGGACAUAAGACGUUUGAAAAACAAAAUUUCCUCUUCCUUUAUAUUUAUUGAAACAUGUUUUAGAUUGUUAUUUAAAAUUAUUGAUACUAAUGUUGAUAUUUUAAUUGUAGAUGAAUUGAUUGAAGUUUUUGUAAAAAUUUUAAAUUGUAAUUUAAAAACCAUUGUAGGGCCAAAAUGCAGUGAACUUGUUUUUAAAAAUCCUUUUACAAAAAAAGAUCAUCCUUUUUCUAGAAUUACUAGGGAAAGUUUAAAAUUUAAUCCAAAAGAAUUAUUAAGAAAUAUACUUUUAAUCUACAUAGAAAUUAAAAGCGUUAAAUUUAUUAAGUUUGUUGCAAAAGAAGAAAUGUAUUACGAUUUAAAUUUAUUUAAUGUCGGUUUAGAAAUUUGUGAGAAUAAAUUUCUGCUAAAUAAUUUACAGAUUGACAAUUUAAAAGUUUUUAUCAAAAAGUUAGAACAGUAUACACAAGAUGCUACUGAAGAAUUUGAUGCAAAUGAUGCUUUUAUAGACCCAUUGACUUUUAAUGUUAUUAAAGACCCUGUAAAGUUAUUAACUUCUAAUGUAACAAUUGAUAAGAGUACAUACAAUAUGAUAAUGUUAAAUGAUGCAGUUGAUCCUUUUAAUAGGUUGCCUUUAGAUGAUACAAAGGUUGUGGAAGAUGUAGAAAUGAAAAAAAGUAUACAGUUAAAAUAUAAAACCAAAAAUAAUAAUAUUUAG